AUGGCGCUGCGCAAGCUCGACAUCAACAACUGGUUCCAGUACGACCGGCUUUUCGCGGCGGAGCACGCCGCAAAGCUAGCCAUGGUCCGCAGCCCGCACCCCGAGAAAUACGUGGAUUAUCUCGAUGGGAUCGACGACGCGGCCGUCGAGCUCCUCGACACCGUCGUCGCGUACAUCACUACGCGGUUUCCGGAUAUGUUCCGUGCGGAUGGGGAAUACGUCUAUAUCGACUGUCUCGCGGAGAAGUACCGGAUUCGCGCGCCGUAUGACCUGCAUCCGCUGGCUGUCGCCGGCUUGCUGGUUAUGGAUGAUAUUCGGGGAGCCUUCCUCGCGUGUCCGACGGGUUGGGAGCUCCAGCAGAGACUGGGCUGGCCGCUGCACCAGGUUCAUGAUCCUGUGCCUCUGUGGAAAGAGAAACUGCGCAAGCCUAUGGAGCGGUGGGUUUAA
This is a messenger RNA of Aspergillus terreus NIH2624, 447 nucleotides long. RefSeq lists its product as uncharacterized. The transcript is spliced from 2 exons. The record is from RefSeq and is a predicted model, not a curated record. Bases 1 to 447 code for a protein of 148 amino acids. Lineage: Eukaryota; Fungi; Ascomycota; Eurotiomycetes; Eurotiales; Aspergillaceae.